CGACGCAGCACGGACGGGGGGCACAGGCAAAGGGGAGGAGCCGACAAGUAGCAAGGCUAGAGAGCGUGUGGAUUACAGAAGAGCAUGGGUAAGGCGCUGAGCCGAAAGAGCCCACCGGAGGAGAACCCCGGAGCCAACAAGUGCGGCAAUCGCGAGGGAGGGCGAGGGCGGAGUCGGUCACGCGGCGGCAAGUCGCUUCCGUCGGACUUGCUCUACCCACACGGCAAGCUCUACACCGAGCCAUGCUCAUGGGAAAGGAAAAAGCUGAAGCGAAUGGUCAACGGCAAGCUCCUGGCACCGUUUCAUGUCGGUGCUGAUGACGAGGCGCCUGGCUUGGAAGAGUGUCCCAUCUGCUUCCUCUACUACCCAGGCGGGCUCAACCGGGCCACGUGCUGCGGCAAGCCACUCUGUUCCGAAUGCUUCGUCUUUCUCGCCCCGCCGGUUCCGGGCGCGCGAUGCCCGUUCUGCAUGCGCGGCGGGUUUUCUGUCGAGUUUCGCGGGCCCAAGACAGCCAAGGAGCUCGCAGACGAGGCAGCCGAGGAGGCCCGGGUCGAAGAGCUGCAGCUCCAGGCGCGGAUCAACCAAGCCAAGGAGGAUGAAGAGCGGCGGAAGCGGCGGCUGUCGAUGCCGCCGGGCAAGCACGGAAGCGGCGGGCCCGACGGCGGGGACAGCAACGUAGCUGGCUCACCCGAGUCGCUUGCGCCGCUGCCGACGCUGCGGCCGGAGGAUUACCGGCCGCCGGUGAUGUCGUCAUCAUCGUCGCGGUCGCGAUCGCGGACCGAGUCUCGCGGCGAGUCGCGGUCGCGGAGCCGGCGGCGCGGCAACGGUCAGCGGUCGCGGGCGCCGUCGACGCCGGCCAACGGGCCGCCACCCGGGUUCAUGCCGUCGUCAGCGCCGACGCGGUCAUACGCCGGCGAGCGGGUCUCGUCGCUGGUCGACGCCAACUCGCCCGGAGCGAUGGUCGACUGGCAGCGGUUGCGCCACGAGCGCGGGGUCGAUCUCGAGGAGCUCAUGAUCAUGGAAGCAAUUCGGCUCUCGCUGGCAGAGCAGGAGGCUGCCGAGGAGGGCGGCGCCGGGUCCGGAGGCGCUGACGCCUCGGCGCCGCCGUCGAGCCAGCUGCUGGAGACCCAGAUGACGCCUGAGGAAAUUGAGGAGAUGCAUAUUCGGCGGCUGAUCGAGGCCACACGGGUGUCGCCGUCGUCAUCAGCGGCGGAGGCGCAUGGCGGCGACGGCAGUGGCUCGGACAAUGACGGCGAUCUGCAGCCUGCGGUUCUUGAGUUUAGUGACGGUGUGGCGACAACGACGACGACGACGACGACGACCACCACCACCACGGCGGCUUCAGUCGGCGAAGUGGAUGAGGGUGAGGCCGAGGAAGCUGUUGAGGGCGAGGGAGCGGUUGAGGCCGAGACUGAGGUUGAGGCUGAGGCUGAGGCCGAGGCUGAGGCUGAGGCUGAGGCUGAGGCCGAGGCUGAGGUUGAGGCUGAGGCUGAGGCUGAGGUUGAGGCUGAGGUUGAGGCUGAGGCUGAGGUUGAGGCUGAGGUUGAGGCUGAGGCUGAGGUUGAGGCUGAGGCUGAGGUUGAGGCUGAGGCUGAGGCUGAGGUUGAGGUUGAGGCUGAGGCCGAGGCCGAGUUUGAGGCUGAGGUUGAGGCUGAGGCCGAGGUUGAGGCUGAGGUUGAGGCUGAGGCCGAGGCCGCACCUGAGGCUGAGGCUGAGGCUGAGGCUGAGGUUGAGGCUGAGGCCGAGGUCGCACCUGAGGCUGAGGCUGAGGCUGAGACUGAGGUUGAGGCUGAGGCCGAGGCUGAGGCUGCGCUCGACGCCGCCGGUGUUGUCGCCGACGAGGUCGAGCCCUCCGCUUCAGCCGACGCACCCGAGGCCAACACCAACACUCCCACCGCUGAUGCGGAGGCUAUGGAGGCCGCCGCAUCCGGUACUGUUCAAGAUGCGGCUACAGAGUCCGAGGCUGAAGAUUACGCACCCGACGGCACAAUCGACGAGGCGGCCGAAGCCGAUGUCGAAGCCGAAGUCGAAGCCGUUCUGCUCGAGCCUGCAGGCCUUUCGGAGACCAUCAGCGCCGAGGCUGGAGUCGAGGCCACCGAAGUGGAAGUCGAUGUGCAGGAGGACGUCAUGGAGGAGGAAUGAAAGCAAAGGCUGGCGUCGA
Messenger RNA from Thecamonas trahens ATCC 50062, 2161 nucleotides. RefSeq lists its product as uncharacterized. The record is from RefSeq and is a predicted model, not a curated record. The transcript has a single exon. Bases 85 to 2142 code for a protein of 685 amino acids. Gene Ontology annotation, cellular component: cytoplasm. NCBI's taxonomy places the organism in Eukaryota, Apusomonadida, Apusomonadidae.